CGAUACAACAACAAACAGUAAGCACUGGUAUUAUAUUAUUAAUAAAUUUAAUAAAUUAUAGGACUGUCCGGCUAUUGAUAAGCGAUCGCAUGACUUGUUUAUUAUUAUCAACUGAUUGUAUGUUUGUUUGUCAGUUUGUCUGUCAUCUGAUCCGUUAAUCCAUUGAUUAAGAAGAGAGACAGAGAGAAAAUAUAUAUAUAUAUAUACAGUAUAUUAUAGUCAGUCAUAUGACACAACACCCGUGCCAUCAAUGGGUCGCACAGUUAGAUAUUUAGUAGUAACGGGUUUAUUGGUAUCGCUAGUGAUUGCAAUGCUAACUGUCCGGUCGGUGUCCGCCGGCGGUAACGACGAUGAUCUCACGCCCCAAGUGGUUGCAGUGGUCAGUGAUGACAUCAACACCACUGCCGAAGCCAUUGAUGAAGACAACGAUGAUUUAAACGAUGAAACGGCAGACGAAUCAACAGUAGUACCGGCGAUGACGGCCACCGACGACGACACAGAUGUUUGGCCGAUCGACACAAAUGAUUCGACAACAGCGAUGGUCUCCAGUGCUCAAGACAUGACGGCCAACGAGUCGUUAACAGACGUGCAUACUGUCAACACUGCCGCAGCCGAAACAAAAGUUAACUGUACGCCCGUCAACACCAUCUUAGCCGUCGGUACCGACAAUGAGACUCAAAUAAAUCAAACUCAAGUGAUUAUAGUGAACGCUACACGACUGAGUCAAUACUUGGAAAGUAAGCCAAACAUUAGUCAAUCUACAGGUGCCGACUGUGCACUAGUUAUCUUUUAUUACAACUGGUGCCCAUUCAGUGCCCGAUAUGCGCCACAUUUGAAYGCUUUGGCCCGAAUUUUCCCGCAAUUUCAUGUACUGGCCAUCGAUGCCUAUGGACUUAACAGUGUUAAUAUGAGAUACGGUUUGGUAGGAGUUCCCACUGUAUUGUUCUUUCAUAAUGGCAAAGUUGUGGGCAAAGUGAACGACACGGAUCCAACAAUCGAAAGUUUUGCCAUUUAUAUCACACAACUGACUGGUAUAUCACCGGUACUGCCGACCAAUGUCACUGAUGAUGACCUAUUGGGUCCAUUGUCGAGUACACCUGAACCUCAUUUCGACUAUCUAUUGUUAUUCUCGUGGAUAUUUGCAUGGAUCUGCUUCUCCUAUCUGUUUGCUAAGUCCAACCUGUUUAAGACAACACUGGAAGCCGUGAGAAACAAUUGGAGAGAAGCCGAGGCACAGCACGAACACAUUGAUUAGCAUUUUUAAAAAAUAAUUAUUAUAUACCGUUCCUCAUAAUGAGUGACAAAACAAUUUGUUUUUAUAAGAAGUUGUUAAUAAUUAAUAAUGAAAUAAAAUUUAUAUUAUUAA
Messenger RNA from Oppia nitens, 1366 nucleotides. It is a transcript of the gene bug, whose product is annotated as thioredoxin domain-containing protein 15-like. The coding region runs from base 251 to 1255 and encodes 334 amino acids. The transcript is spliced from 3 exons. Gene Ontology annotation, biological process: cilium assembly. Gene Ontology annotation, cellular component: cilium. The record is from RefSeq and is a predicted model, not a curated record. Lineage: Eukaryota; Metazoa; Arthropoda; Arachnida; Sarcoptiformes; Oppiidae.